Messenger RNA from Zophobas morio, 1182 nucleotides. Its product is annotated as DBF4-type zinc finger-containing protein 2 homolog. The coding region runs from base 126 to 1151 and encodes 341 amino acids. Lineage: Eukaryota; Metazoa; Arthropoda; Insecta; Coleoptera; Tenebrionidae. The record is from RefSeq and is a predicted model, not a curated record. The transcript is spliced from 2 exons.
CAUCGGCCGAAACUUUUCCAAACAAAUAAUUCUGCCCUCAAAAUUCUCAAGUCCCGGCAUGUAAACCUUCAAAAUUACCGUAAAAAUUUUGGUGUCGCAAAAAUUCUUCGUAUUCCUCCACUACAAUGGUAUUCGUCUGCCCCGAGAAGUGCAAAGAACGCAAGUCCCUUCUCACGAAACUCAAGGACCUCGUCGACCAAAUAGACGACAAGCAAUGCUGCCCCCAGUGCCCGCCGCCUUGCUGCCCGGGCGCCUGCUGCCCGCCGCCCUGCUGCCCGGGCCCCCCAUGCUGUGGCAUUGGACCGCCGUGCUGUCCGCCCGCCUGUCCGUCGCCCCUGUGCUGUCCGCCUACGCAGUGCUGUCCCGGUACGUGCCCGCCGCCCACCACGCCCGUGCCAGUCUGCUGCCCCGCCCCCGCCUGUCCCGUCAUGGUCCCGCCCUGCCUGCCGAUCUGCACCCCCGUGCCCCCGCCUUGCGUGCCCGUCUGCAACCCCUGCCCCGAGGAGCAGCCCUGCGUGCCCUGCAACCCACCACAGAUGAUGGUUUGCUACCGCAGACCCAAGUGCUGCAAUGGCUCUGGGAAGAGGUCCAAGAGUAGGGAGCUAAGGGGCGGCAUUUUACACAUAGGUUGCGACUGCGAGAGGCGCAACGGGCUCCAAGACGACUGCCCCAGGUGGGACUGCCGGGGGGCGCCCGAAUGUCUGACCAAACCCGACCCCACCUGCGGGCCCAGCGAGUUCGCCAACGGGAAACAUCUAGGCAGGCGGAACUACAGCGGGAGAGGAAAGGAUCUCGAGGAGUACCAGUGCUAUCCAGCCUAUAUCCGGCUGCCUCCGUGUCCUCCGUGUUCCCCGUGCGGCGGCUGUCCGCCGCCGUGUUGUCCUUGUCCCUGUCCUGCUCCGUGCUGCGACCCUUGUUGCAAUCCUUGUCCUCCGCCAGUGUGCUGUCCGGCCGUACCGCUGAUCCCACAGGCGCCGUGUCCUCCGCCCAUCUGCGCAGGACCGCCGCCUCUGGUGCCAAUAGGCACCAUUGUACCCGCCGUUCCGGCCGUCCCGUGCUGUCCAGUGCCUUGUCCGCCGCCGCCUGUGGCGUGCUGCCCUCCGUGUCCAUGUCCUUGUCCGUGUCCGUGUCCGUGUCCUUGUCCUUGUUAAGUCUAACUGUAAUAAAUAAGAGGAAAAGAAA